AUGGGCGCUGAUGUAAAUGACAAGGAUACUGACGGAUGCACAGUAAUGCACGAUGCUGUUACUAAAGGUAGGCGAGAAAUGGUAAAAUAUCUUGUUGAAAUGGGUGCAAAUGUAAAUGGAAAAAAGACCGACGGCUGGACAUUGCUACAUGAUGCUGUUGCUGAAGGUACGUUAGAAAUGGUAAAGUAUCUGGUUGAAAACGGCGCUGAUGUAAAGAGUGAGAGUACAGACGGGUGGACGGUGCUGCACUAUGCUGUUUCUUAUAGUUCAUUACAAAUAGUUAUAUAUCUUGUUGAAAUGGGCGCUGAUGUGAAUGGAAAAAAGACCGACGGCUGGACAGUACUGUUUCAUGCUGUUAUUGAAGGUACGCUAGAAAUGGUAAAAUAUCUUGUUGAACAUGGCGCUGAUGUAAAUGGCAAGGAUAAUGAAGGCUGGACAGUCUUGCACUACGCAGUUUCUGAAGGUACUCUUGAUAUAAUAAAAUAUCUUGUUGAAAAAGGCGCUGAUGUAAAUGGCCAGGACACUCACGGGAGGACAGUGCUGCACUAUGCUGUUACUAAAGGUACGCUAGAAAUCGUAAAAUAUCUUGUUGAACAGGGCGCUGAUGUAACUGCUGUUACUGAAGAUAGGGAAGAAACAAUAAAAUUCCUUGUAGAGAGGGGCGCUGAUGUAAAUGGCAGGGAUACUGACGGGAAAACAGUGCUGCACGCUGCUGUUAUUAAAGAUUCGCUAGAAAUGGUGGAGUAUCUCGUUGAAAAAGGCGCUGAUGUAAAUGGAACGGAUGUUAACGGUUCGACAGUGCUGCACACUGCUGUUGCAGAGGGUACGUUUGAAACGGUAAAAUAUCUUGUUGAACAUGGCGCUGGUGUAAAUGGCAAGAUGAUUGACGGGUGGACCGUACUGCACACUGCUUUUACUAAAGCUACGCCAGAAAUUGUAAAAUAUCUUGUUUGA
Molecule: messenger RNA, 954 nt
Organism: Dendronephthya gigantea
Lineage: Eukaryota; Metazoa; Cnidaria; Anthozoa; Malacalcyonacea; Nephtheidae
Product: putative ankyrin repeat protein RF_0381
Exons: 1
Coding region: 1-954 (317 amino acids)
Molecular function (GO): protein binding
Source: RefSeq, a predicted model, not a curated record